GCUACGUUUUUCGAGCAUUCUUUGGAACUCCUUCAGGCCCAAUGAAUAAUAAUUCCCACGUUGUUAAAAAGGGAUACAUUUCCGUGAAGGAGGAUGGUUUAAGAGCCUGGAUUUGGUCAAAACGAUGGAUGUUGCUUAGAGAACAAACCCUCACGUUUCAUCGUAACGAAAAUACUUAUCAAGCUGUUGCGUUGAUUUUCCUCAAGGAGAUUAACAGUGUUUCGCGAACAGAAUUGAAACCUUACUGCUUCGAAAUUCAAACUAAAGAUAAAACUUAUUAUCUUUCUUGUAAAAAUGAUGAAGAAUUAUACUCAUGGAUGGAUGAAAUUUAUAAUCGGUCACCUCUCAGUGGUGUUUCAAAUCCAACAAAUUUCGUACACAACGUACAUGUAGGGUUCGAUCCUGUUAGUGGACUGUUCACUGGGAUGCCAGAGCAAUGGACUAAACUCCUUACAUCAUCAGCAAUUACUAAAGAAGAUUACGCAAAAAAUCCUCAAGCUGUUUUAGAUGUAUUAGAGUUUUACACGGAAAAUCAAAAACGAGAGCAAGAAGCAUAUGGACAGCACGGUCUGUUAGGACCGAUUACCGGAUUUCCAAACGCAGAUGACAAAUGGGCUGACCUAUUACCAAAAAAUAAUAAUACGCCACAGAAAAAUCAACUAUAUCCUAGCCCUAGUGGUGGAUCUAAUGGAUAUGAUAUGUCUUCUAAGAUAUCACCGGUAAACAGUGUGGGCAGUAUUAGAGUAGAUCCAGAUUCUUCUAGGAAUAAUAACGAUCAACAGGUAACUCCACCAAAUCGUCCUCCGAUCACACCAAGACCUCCUAAUACUUUAAGUUCUAACAAUUACAAUCAGCUUCAACAACAAUCUAUACCCCAAUCUUCUCAACGUGUUCCUGAAAAAUAUCAACAAUCGAACAACUAUCAACAACCACCUCCAUCAUUAGUACCAAUGUCUCAACAAUCUACAAAUUAUUCGUCGUCUUCACAACAACAAUCGCAACAACAACGUGUUCCAAACCCCAAUCCUCCUCAACAACAACAGCAACCUCCACAAGUUACUCAACCACCUAAACAGACACCAUCCCCAUCCAAACAACAGCAAUCAGCAAAGAAACCUGCACCUGAAAAAAGAAUUAGCACAAUGACUGAAGCACAAAUUAUGGAAAAAUUAAGAUCUGUCGUUUCUCCAGGUGAUCCCACAGCUUUGUACAGUAAAAUCAGGAAAGUCGCUAUAAAACAAAUGGAUCUUUCACAUCAACCACGAAAAGAACUAAUUGUUAAUGAAAUUCUUGUGAUGAAAGAAUCUCAACAUCCAAAUAUUGUCAACUAUCUUGAUUCAUUCUUAGUAAAAAGCAACGAGCUUUGGGUCGUCAUGGAAUAUAUGGAAGGUGGUGCUUUAACAGAUGUUAUUGAUAAUAAUACGUUAGAGGAAGAUCAAAUUGCCGCAAUAUGCUAUGAGACAUGUAAAGGCCUUCAACAUCUUCAUGGGCAAAAUAUUAUUCACCGCGAUAUUAAAAGCGAUAACGUUUUGUUGGAUGCGUUUGGCCAUUUAACUGACCAAAAGAACAAACGAGCUACAAUGGUUGGUACCCCAUAUUGGAUGGCACCUGAAGUUGUAAAACAAAAAGAAUAUGGUGCAAAAGUUGAUAUUUGGUCUCUUGGUAUCAUGGCUAUCGAAAUGAUUGAGAAUGAACCGCCAUAUUUAGAUGAAGAACCACUUAAAGCACUGUAUUUAAUUGCCACAAACGGAACUCCAACUUUGAAAAAGCCAGAAAAAUUGUCACGUGAAUUAAAAAGUUUUCUUGCAGUCUGUCUUUGUGUAGAUGUUAAGAGUAGAGCAACCUCAUUGGAGCUUUUGGAACAUGACUUUCUCAGAAAGGCCUGUCCACUAUCAGAUCUUGCACCCUUGCUUAAAUUUAAAACUGCUAAGGAUGGCAGAUCGUGA
Dentiscutata heterogama is the source of this 1946-nucleotide messenger RNA. The record is from the annotation of a GenBank genome assembly. NCBI's taxonomy places the organism in Eukaryota, Fungi, Glomeromycota, Glomeromycetes, Diversisporales, Gigasporaceae.